Eruca vesicaria subsp. sativa (arugula) is the source of this 330-nucleotide messenger RNA. Lineage: Eukaryota; Viridiplantae; Streptophyta; Magnoliopsida; Brassicales; Brassicaceae. The record is from the annotation of a GenBank genome assembly.
AUGGCGGACAACAACAUCCAUUGUCCUUCUGUGAGUGCGUUCGUAUUGCCUGUAACCAACGUACCAAAAGCAGAAAGUCGUAGCUCGUUACCAGAAUGCGGAAAUAAAGAAGGAUGCGACGGCAUAUGGUGUAGUGACAACAGAUAUGCAGGACAAGGAACAUGUCAGACGUGGGCAUGUGACUUACUUGAAAAUUGUAAAAAGAUUGUUAUUUGCAAAGGAUUACCAGAGCCUUAUUGUAUGGAAGGAUAUGCACUUGUUAAAGAAAAACGCAUGGUUUUGUCAAUGUCCAAUCCAGAUUUAGGUUAUGUUUCGGUUCAGUUUUUUUAG